AUGACUCUCAUGGAUUACGUAAGCCUCGGUUGCUGUACGCUGGCAUUUGCCCUGUAUGUCAACACGCUGAGCGCCGGAUUCGUGUACGACGACAGGCGAGCCAUCCUGGGCAAUCCGGAUGUCCUGAGCUCCACCGGCUGGUACCAGAUGCUGCACAAUGACUUCUGGGGCACACCGCUGACCGAUUCCGGCUCGCACGGCUCCUACCGACCGUUGUGUGUGGCCAGCUUCAAAAUCAACUACCUGCUCGAUGGCUUCAAACCGCUCGGAUAUCAUCUGGUCAACGUGCUGUUGCACUGCGUGGCCACGGUUCUGGUCGUACGACUGGCCAGGCACAUUAUCCCGUCGCGGUACGGUGCGGCCAUUGCCGGGCUGCUGUUCGCGGCACAUCCGAUCCACACCGAAGCCGUAGCUGGAGUGGUCGGGCGGGCGGAUUUAACUGCCUGUGUCUUCUACCUGCUUGCUCUGCUGGCCUACAUCCGGCACAUACACUGGCGUCAGUGCACCGACUUACGACACUGGCUGGCGCUCGGGUUCACCAUCCUGCUGGCGACCGCCGCCGUCCUAUGCAAAGAAACUGCUGUGACAGCUUUAGUGGUCUGCGCAAUUUAUGAUAUCAUAAAAGGAUACGCCGGUUCCAGAGAUAAGCACCGUUUUCGGAGCGUGGGAAUCCUCGCGGUUGCUCUGGGCACCAUGCUGCACAUGCGACUUUCACUACCUCGGCCGGCGAUGCUGUUUUCCUCAGCGGAUAAUCCAACGGCCAAGAUCGGUUCCAGCUGGACCCGAUUUCUGACGUUUUUGUACCUGCCGGUGUUCAACUUUCGAAUGCUUGUCUAUCCGGAUGUGCUGAGCUUCGACUGGGGUAUGGACGCCAUCCCUCGGAUUGCUAGUUUGUUCGAUAGGAAAAACUUACUGACGGCACUGUUUUACGGAUUGCUGUCUAGGGCGAUUUGGGUCAACUUCCGAACGUUGGUGAAACACAGUUGGCCAAGUGUAAAUAGUAACUUCAAUAGAAAACUAGCUAGUAAACUUGCGAUGGCCCGGGCUGGCCGGGAGAGUUUCGUAGUUGAGGACUCGUGCAUCUACUGUAAGCACGACUACGGUCUGCAUCACUCGAACCAGUGCCGGGCGUUGCACAACAACAACAAUAUGUCUUCGAUUGUUUGCGGGUGCCUGUAUCCGCAGUGUAAAUAUUUGUUGUUAUCACCUUCAGUUGUUUCCGGAUAUUUUCCACGCUUAGAGGGACAAAAGUCCGCAACCGUAGCAAGCAAUGUUAAUGGUUACUGGCCCAAGCAACAAUACUGGCAACGGAACAAACCAGUAGUAAACGGCUUCAGUAGUGAUCAUCUGCCCUUCACGUUGACGAUGGAUUCUUCGUGCCGCGCGAUGUCAUCAUCCUGUUCGUCUUCAUCGUCCCUCUCGUCGUCCUCUUCGUCGUCCUGUUCCUCAUCCUCUUCCGCAUCGUCUGUUUCAUCAUCAUCUACCGAUGACGUAAUGACAAAACCUAACGCCUCAGCAGCCAUCCUGAUUUCCAUUUCCUUGCUGACGCUUCCUUUCCUGCCGGCAAGUAAUCUGCUGUUCUACGUUGGAUUCGUUGUGGCCGAACGUAUCCUCUAUCUACCCAGUGUUGGCUAUUGCUUGCUGAUAGGACUGGGUGUGGGAAAACUCAUCGACGGAACUACCAGUUCCCGCAAGCGACAAAUCAUUCUGCUGUGCUUCGGCGCGUUGCUGCUGGCUUACAGCGGGAAAACCUUGCUGCGCAAUCUGGACUGGUACGAUGAGGAGAGUCUGUUCCGGAGUGCGAUCGGCGUCAAUCCACCGAAAGCACUUGGAAACCUAGGAAGUGUCCUUAGCGCGCAAGGUCGCCAUCAGGAAGCCAAGGAGGCCUUAAAAGCGGCCCUCAGCUACCGCCCAAACAUGGCGGAUGUACAUUACAAUCUAGGAAUAUUACUACAAAAUCAACAAGACUACAGCGAAGCUGUGGAAAGCUUUCGAAAAGCGAUCCAAUUUCGACCUUCGCUAGCACUGGCCUAUCUGAACCUGGGCACUUCACUGAUAGCUCUGGGCCGGUGCCAGGAGGCAGCCAGCAUUCUACGGGAGGGCUCCAAACUGGACGGUGCCGGACUGCGCGAUCGGGCAGCACACGACAACGCCCGGAUCAGCGCGCUGCUGCAGCUGGGCAAUUUAUACGCGGACCAAGGCAAGCUGCAGCCCGCGUUAGCCGUGUACCGAGAGGCACUGCACAUACUGCCCGAUCGAUACCCACCGCAGGGCAUCUAUCACCGGCUGGGGGAAAUCUUCGCCCGGCUCAACCAGUGGACCGAAGCGGAACGGUUCCAGCGAGCGGCUCUGGAAGCCCAACCGGACCAUGUUGCUGCUCACCUCUCGUACGGAUCCAUGCUGGCGAGGAAUAGCAGCCGAACGUCGGAAGCGGAACAAUGGUUUAAGCGCGCCUUGCGACUUGCACCGACCGAUGCCAGCGUUUUUCAUCAUUAUGCUGACUUCCUAACAUCCGUUCGCCGAACGGCCGAAGCCUGUCAGCACCGCGUAAAAGCAGCCGAACUGGCCCCGGAAGACUACUCUCUGGUGACGGCCGCCGCAUCGGCACUGCGUCUGCUGGACCGGAAAACCGAAGCCGAACGCUGGUAUCGACAGGCCGUCCAGCUGCGACCGGAGGAGGCCCGAGCUCACACUAAUUUAGGGGCCAUUUUACACCUGCUGGGACGAUCCGAAGAGGCCGCCCGCAGCUACAAGGAAGCACUACGGCUGCAGCCGAACGAUUUGACAACACUGACCAAUCUGGCCAAGCUGGGAAUAGCGGAAAUUUCCUGA
Molecule: messenger RNA, 2832 nt
Organism: Sabethes cyaneus
Lineage: Eukaryota; Metazoa; Arthropoda; Insecta; Diptera; Culicidae
Gene: Tmtc2
Product: protein O-mannosyl-transferase TMTC2
Exons: 12
Coding region: 1-2832 (943 amino acids)
Biological process (GO): protein O-linked glycosylation via mannose
Cellular component (GO): endoplasmic reticulum membrane
Molecular function (GO): protein binding; mannosyltransferase activity
Source: RefSeq, a predicted model, not a curated record